AUGCCCCCCCAACCCAUCGAGAAAAUCACCAAAAUCUACACCCACCUCCUCACCCUACACCCCGAAUCCUCCCCCGACGCCCUCGACCAAUUCGCUUCCUACUUCUCCCCCUCCUGCAGAGUCUACCUCAAAUCCAUGCGCGAGGCCAACGAUCCUGCCACCGACCGCGCCGCCAUCGUCAGUCACCUCCGCGAUUACCUCAAGGACCAAGUCCUCGAGCAGCGAAACGUAAUCUCCCAGAGCGUCGGCGAGGAUGGCGAGGGCGGCGUCCGCGUGUUUGUCGAGAUGGAGAAUCGGUAUAAUGUGCAUGGUCAAAUCUUGGACAGGUUCCCCGAGACACUGGUUGCGACGUUUGACGAGGAGGGGCUUGUGAAUAGCUUCAAGCUUUACAGUUGCAGAAGCCAUAUUGUCAUGUUGAUCCAGACUGCAACUGGGGAGGGCCCUUAUAGCGAAGAGGUCAUGAACUCUUCGAUUCAGCACCACUAUCUCGGCGUUUAG
Molecule: messenger RNA, 498 nt
Organism: Trichoderma reesei QM6a
Lineage: Eukaryota; Fungi; Ascomycota; Sordariomycetes; Hypocreales; Hypocreaceae
Exons: 2
Coding region: 1-498 (165 amino acids)
Source: RefSeq, a predicted model, not a curated record